GCUCGUGUGCUUGUUACGUCCCUGAACUGAUACCGUUAUAUCCUGAAUUGGUGGAGCGUUGAACCGGUACGGAUGGAACUAUGACCGUCAUUCGUCGUUGCUCCUCCGACAGGUGUGUUUGUUUUAAAAGGAAAUUUGUAUAGCGUGAAGAACGCGCGAUCUCGUAAGUGAAACAUGCGGUAGGUGACGAAAUAGUACGAGAAAAUACGAAGAUACUUCUAUUGUGGAUUUUGGUGUCACGUGCGAAAAUUAAAAUAAAAACAAUAUUGACGAUCUCGUCGCGCGAUCGUUCAAGAACGAUUGACGAUCGAACUAAAAUGAACAAUUUGUUGCUUUAUUUUAAAAACAAUAACAUGGAGAAAGCAAAGAAAAACGGAUUGAAAAUCGAAGAGAGUCAAGGUGAAGGAAAAAAAUCGAUAUUUUGGACUUACUUGUUGUGGUUGUUCGGAGGAUUCUUCGGGCUUCAUCACACAUAUCUCGGCAGAGAUGAUCAGGCCUUUGUGUAUAUCAGCACAUUCGGUGGUUAUCUAGGCUGUGGUUGGUUCAGAGAUAUUUACAGGAUACCUGCGUAUGUGGCCGAUGCGAACGGCGACUUAGCGUUUAUCGAGAAUUUCAAACGAAAAGUCAGAUCUAACCGAAAGCCGCCGUUUUCCACGGUGCGAUUCUUGGCAGAGACCGCCGUAGCCUACUUAUGGGCCGAGGUGUUUAACAGCGCGAUUCCGCAAGAAGAAAUAUACGGUAUUAAUUUCCGGCACCUGUUGCUCUUGAUACCGACUGUGAUCGCGUUGGGAGUAUGGACAGUUGGAAACAUCGGCAGAGAACAGGGUUCAAUAAGAGCACCACUGAUUGCAGCCUAUAUGUUGUAUCCGACUUCGCAUUACAUAGGCGAUCAGAGCAUGUGGAUAUUUUUUAUGGUACUUGCGUCGAGCUUGAGUUUCGAUAACUUUAGCAAACAGUGGCGGCUGAAACCAAAACAACGAAGGAGUUUCAUCCGACGAGUGACGUGUUUAGGAUUAGCGCUUAUGCUCUACUUUGCCGUAAUCGGCAGUUAUCUUUAUUUCAACGCGGUUGUUACGGAUAGCGAAGGUGAGGAAAUCAAGCUCUCAGAAGCGAUACAGCACUUCCUCACGUCACCCAUUUGGACGGAAUUCAAAGCUAGUUUGGAAGCUACGUGGAUACAAGCGAAGCACCAAGGCUUCUGGGCAACUUGGGCGCAACUGGUGGAUCUCACGGAUCCUCGAGGCGAGAUAAACGCUUACAAGGUUUUGGGUCUCUCGCAAACCGCUUCGCAAAACGAAGUAACAGCGCGAUGGAGAACUUUGUCGAGAGAUAAUCAUCCUGACAAAGUCAAGGGUUCGGAGGAGGAACGACGCAAGGCUCAAGAAAAAUUUAUGGAAAUUCAACAAGCGUACGAAAUACUAUCGCAAGCGAAAAAUCGCAGACAGCGACGAAACCGUCGUUCGAACGAAUAAAUCGCGCGCGAUCUCUUGCAAUUGAUUUAAACAUUUAUAAUUGAAUGAGAAAGAUAUUAUACGGAUCUAUAUGAAGAAAACACAAUAAUAAUCUCAAACGUUUCUUCCGUUACUGCUUUUCAAAAAUAAGUACAGUAUUCGUUCUCCAAUCAAAAGAUACACAGUUGAUUAAGAAGACAUUUAUUUAAACAAUCAUCUGAUAAUAACUGUAUCGAUAUAAAAUCUCUUGUACAUAAAACGUAUAUUUUGUAAGUUGAAACGAGACUUGCGAUUAACGCGACAAUCGCAAGCUCGCUCGUGCGCGAUCACUUUUUUAACUCUCUCGAUGAAACUCUCCCGAAAUUCGCUUCAGCUCGACAUACACAUUUCCGUUCUGUGGGAAAAUCGAAUUUUAUAAUAUUUGGAGUGAAUAAGAAGAAAAUUUUUUUUUUCCAGGUUUCACACAACAUUACGAUUGUUCGAGGUAAUUUUUUGACGUGAUUUCUCAAGUUUCUCGUGUUCCGAUCUUUUGUAAACAUCGUUCGCAACGUAUUUUGCUUCGCCACGUUGAACGAUCCAUUAUAAGUCUCAACUAAAAAUAAGAUUCGACCGUUCUGAGUGUUUAUGCAUUCGGCCGCGGCGGUGGUUUACACCGAAAACAAUCUCGAGUACGGUACCGUAAACAUGACAACGUUUCAAGCAGCACGUCAGGGUAAGCCACUAUCUGGAAAUAGUGAUUUAUCGGGAGCGAUCGGGUUUCGAGGGGGUUUUCUCUUUGAUGUGUCCGCGAAAACGUCCUCCGAAAGAAAUGCAUCACUAAUAUAUUUCUUCGCGAGGUAAAAACGGAUAUAUACCUACACGGAAAAAAAAAAAGUUUUGCUAUUAUAUGAUUAGCAAAAAAAAUGGUUGACUCUACGAAAUAUUUUGUUU
Messenger RNA from Pseudomyrmex gracilis, 2381 nucleotides. It is a transcript of the gene wus, whose product is annotated as dnaJ homolog subfamily C member 22. The coding region runs from base 318 to 1472 and encodes 384 amino acids. The transcript is spliced from 5 exons. Gene Ontology annotation, cellular component: plasma membrane; early endosome. The record is from RefSeq and is a predicted model, not a curated record. Gene Ontology annotation, biological process: endocytosis. NCBI's taxonomy places the organism in Eukaryota, Metazoa, Arthropoda, Insecta, Hymenoptera, Formicidae.